Messenger RNA from Amphiprion ocellaris (clown anemonefish), 4816 nucleotides. RefSeq names its product sodium channel, voltage-gated, type II, beta (gene scn2b). The coding region runs from base 195 to 851 and encodes 218 amino acids. Gene Ontology annotation, cellular component: membrane. The record is from RefSeq and is a predicted model, not a curated record. Lineage: Eukaryota; Metazoa; Chordata; Actinopteri; Pomacentridae. The transcript has 6 exons.
GACCAACCGUCAUAAGGCUACAGACACUGCCAUCCAUGUCCUGCCUCUAAAACAAGAAAAAUUUACUGUUUUUUAGCCUUUUAACGCACACAUCAAGAGCAGAUUUGCUGCUGGCUUUUUUUCAAUUUUUACUAUAUUUUUCUAGAGAUAUACAGAUCUUUUUUUUUUUUUUUAAACCAGAAGGAGAUUAAAAAAUGUCUUCCCGGGCGCAGGAGAGGAGCUCUGGCGUUCAGCUGGGGAGCGCGCUGCUGCCGCUGCUGCUGCUCUCCGGUUGUUCAUGCAUGGAUGUGCUUGUAGCCAAUAACAUUAAUGCACUAAAUGGAACAACUGUCAAAAUCACCUGCACAUUCACUUCCUGCUACAAGAUGGACGCCACCAAGUUUGUCAUGAAUUGGACCUAUCAAGAAUCAUUCAACGAUACAGAGGAGAUGUUUAUGGCAUACUAUAGGAAAAAAGGAAUGGUGGCUCUGCGUUCAGAUCGGUUUGGAGAGAGGGUCAUGUUUGCUGGGAACCUGGAUAAGAACGAUCUUUCAAUCACCCUGUCGGAUGUUCAGUUGGAGGAUGAGGGGAUUUACAACUGCUACGUGAGAAACCCUCCAGACCGCAUCCAGGGACACGGAAUCAUACAGCUCCAUGUUGUCACAGAACUUCCCCCUCCAAGAGACUCCACCAUUGCAGUUGCGAUUGGAGCAUCAGUGGGCGGAGCAUUAGCUCUGCUGAUCCUGUCAAUGGUAGUGGUGAAAUGUCUCCGUCGACAUCGGAAACAGGAACUGAUUUCAGAGGAAAAAAUGGAGGAGGAGGGGAAACUGGAGGCAGAAGGUGUAGCGGAGGAGGGGACCAAACAACCAUAGUGGAUCAUAUGACUGAAUCUGUGAUGCUCCUACCCCCAACAUCUCAUCUUACAUGCGCACCCCUUCCUGAAGAUCUAUAGUGACCACUGCUUGAACCAUUGUCCACUGAAACUUCCAUCCCCUCUGCAUGUGUGCCUGAGUGUGUGUGCGUGCACGCGUGUGUGUGCUAAAUGUGUGCUGAAUGUGUCUAUGUGUGUGUGCGAAUUUCUAAAUGUAAGAUGUGUCUUUUUCCUUGAAGUAAUCCAGGGACUUAACCACUAAACACUCAUUACUUCAUUCAUAGCCUCCAGUCAAUGUCAAUAGCAUUAGACGUCUUUCUUAUAAUACAGACUGCCGUUUCAUAGCACACUAUACGACAGGCUAGGGCUGGGCGGUAUGACCUAAAAAUUUAUACCACGGUAUAUUUUGAAUAUGAGACUUUUAACAAAAACACAACAUUACUAGUGUGUCAUUUUUGCUCUUACACUUUGAAUAAAUGUGACUUUAAAUUUUGUCCAAAGCCUUGGAAGAAAACAUACAAAUCGCCUGCAGCAAACUAUUAAUAAACUUGUCGUGCUUGAUGGAAGUUAAAACUAUCUUAACUAUCACACUGCAAGGCAGAUGUGUGUGUAUCAGUUAUAUAGCAGGACACUGUGCUGUUAGUUCCACUGUCUCAUAUGUCCAAUGUUACUUUUGUAUUUUUUUGGUUAACAUGUUCAGGUUUACCAUAUUGUUAGCAUUUUGCAACAUUGCCUUAAAACCAUGUCUUUAAACUGCCCAUACCGGCACCAUGUCUUAACAUAGAUGCAUGUAGUACAAGUGUAAUGUCCUUCCACAGCUGGAUUUUCUUAUCAUAAGGACAACAACUAGUCAGUGACUCAACCAAACGAUGUUUACAUGUGCCGAUGAUGUCUACUUGUGUCUGAGCCGAAGAGCAUUCUUAAACAUUCCUUACAACUGUGGAGUUUUGACAAAACAGUUGCCCUGAGUGCUCUACAGAUAUUGUAAUUUUAUUCACUUCGUUUGACCUUUUCCAUAGCAGACAUUUUGGUCUGUCUCAGUGGGGAAAAGCACAUGUGCUGCCGAUCACAUUAAAUGAUGGCUCCGUUCUAUUGAAGUGUCCCAGUAGUCCGGGCAGUAGCUCUGUCAAAGAUCACUCCCUAUUUCCUAUAUAGUGCACUAUAUUUACAUUUGGCUUGAGUGUCUUCAUUUUUUAUGUGUAAAGUUUGUGCACUUGAUAGCCAAUCAAUCAAUCAAUCAAUCAAUCAAUCAAUCAAUCAAUCAGGUGGUUCUUUAACAUGUUAUUUCAAGUCAAUUCCAGAGAGAAGGGGCAUAGGAAAAAAAUGAAGUCUGAAAUCAACUGAGUUCAAGGUCUUGUAUAGUCAAAGAAGAACCUUCAAGUCAGCUCUGGGCUAGAGAGGGUGUUUAAUUAUCAUUUUUGUGGUUUUUGUCAGGACUCCAGCUGAAGCAUUCUGAACGUGUUCAAGACUUGUAGUAGCACAACUAGGAAGAGCAGAGGAAAGGGCACUAUAGUGAUCAAGUCUGAAAGAUACAAAUGCCUGAAUUUCUGUGCACUCACAAUUCUUCCAACUGAAAAAAAUUGCACUAGCAUUGUAAGAUACUAGUAAGCAGCUUGGACAUGAAAAUUACUACAAUGUGUUACCUGUACCUAGACAGACAGACAGACAGACAGACAGAGCCAUGAUUAAUGUUAUUUACAGUUGUGCUUUAUCUACUGUGACAUAUCAAAAUAUCUUCUGUGAAAAAGGCAACCAAAGCACCACAUUUGUAUUAUUUUGACCUGUAUCUGUCCUCUUAUCUGUCUUAUUUCUCCAUCCAUUUUUCUUUGUAAGCUGCUUUGUUAUUGUUUUUUGGUAUAAAAGGAAAGAGAUACACUUAAGUUUUUCUUGGCCUGUCAGUGGCAUAAAUUGAAGACUGCACUGAUUAACAGUAUUAGUUGCUUUUCAGAGCACUUUACGUGUUUUACUUUGUAUACUGUUAUCAACAGCAUAGCCAAAUUUUUAUAUUCCUACUGCAUGUCAUACCGUCCACCCCUGUGAUAGACACUUGUCCAUCAAGCCUGGCACUGUAUAAAGGAAAGACAUGUUAGAGUGCCUGAACAGAGUUCAGUUGCAGUUAUUCAUGGGAUUAACAUGAGUUUUAGUAUUGGAGUGUGCAAUACUUGAUAUCUGUGACUGCAUAUCAGUGUACAGUCAUUUACACAUAACAUAUGUUCAUAGGAAUAUUUGUCAGUGACAGUGUGCAGUUUUUCUCUUAGAAUUUGUCCAUAUAAUACAAAAAAACACAUAUUUUGUUGAAGUCGAAAACAUAUCAAAGACAAUUUAAAACGAAAAACUAACAUUGCACCCACAAUCAUAUAAUUAUGUUCAUGCUAGCCUUUGUUAAUAUUUAUGGUAGAAUUUAAUAAAGGUUGUCAAAACAGAGACCAACAGUUAUAAACUAAUUAAAGCCAUUAACCAUAUCACACGCUGAUUAAGUGCUGAGUCCCAGCAGACAGCGAUUUAGGAACUAAUACCAAAUGAUCCACAUUAAAAUAGAAGAUGUUUACAAUAACCACUGACUGCAAACUUUGGUUUAUCAAUAAAGUGUAAUUAUCCACCAAAAUAAGUAGAAUUUGCUAUUUUGGCAACUAAAGCAUGUACAGUGUACUAUACUGCCAUGGAUGCAUGUCAACCAUUGCAUAUCAUAAAGAAAUAUAGCAGAAAAGAAAUCUUAAUUUUGUUCUCUUAAGUUUCUCAGAAAAUCACUGUAAUGCUUUUCAGGCAUGUUUAAGCUUUCACUUUCUGUAGCAAUCAGAUGGCGCCAUUCAUCAAAUGUUGUAAAACUUAAAUUUCAUUUUGAUCUUUUCAUCCAUGCAUAUACAUAUUAACUUGUAUAUUUAAUUUAUAGUGUCAGAGGUAUUUUGUUGCACUUUGGUAUAUUUUAUUUGCCUCCUGUGAAAUAUCAAAUGAACAACUAAAUCUUAAAUAUAUCAUGUCCUGGACAAAGGCUCCGCACGGACUCUUAGAAUAUUUAUCUUUUUAUUAUUACUGCCAACUGGAGUUCAACUGGUACCCUGUUUUUUUUUUGUUUUUUUUAAGUGAUCUUUUUGGAAUGUGUGGUUGUUGGUUGUGUAUUUGAUGAUAAAUUUGGUUGGAGCACCAUCAAUGUUAAAAAAAAAAAAGUCUACAUAGUAAAAUACUUGAUCACUUUAAUGUACAUCCAGCAUGUGAGCUAAUUUUUGAAUGUUCUAUGUUUUAACUAUGUUGAUGUAACAGGCCAGCUCUGUCACAGUGCGAUGUCUCUAUGAUACCUGGAAUACUGGAGGAUGAUUAGUCCUUCCAAUUGACUAUUCCUGGUAUCUGACUUCAAAUAAACUGUGUGCAGGUCUGUGUUUAGACCUCUUAGGGUCUUAGGCCUCAAUUAGGGCAUUUUUUAAUGACUAGAAUUUGUUAUCCAACGUUAUGGAUGAUGUACUGUGUAAUUUCAUGAAAUAUAAAAAGCACAUCUUUAGCGGUAGGGGUAAUUUGUUGAUAUAUUAAAAUAGUUGACAAAAUGCUUUCAAUUGCAGAGUUGUUUGGUUGUCACAUUUCCUGGGACACUGCUGUCUGUGUGUAAUCAUGCAUGUUUAAUUUGCAGGGUUUGUAGACCCAUAAGGUGAUGGCAGGUUAACAUUUGGGGCAAAUUUAGAGCAGUUAUUACCAGGAAGGUUUUGUGGGCAAUGUGGUGUCAUGUAUAUUACUGCAUUUUGUUUAUACUGUAUCUCUCAAUCAGUGACAAUUAAACAAUCAAAAAUAUUGAUAUCAUGUGGUAAAUGGAUUUAUUGCUUUACUGUUUCCCACCUCCAGCUAUGAAUUUGCCCUGAAUAGUUGUAUCUUGUAUCACUUUAAAUGUUAGUGGAUGCCAAACUUAUGCUUGCACAGCGCUGCCUAUGAACACGCAGCCUUCAUUACAUUCUGUAUUUUAAAUAAAGAUUCAGGAAAAUA